AUGAUCGCAUCUCGUACCGGUGAUGUCGAGAUGGUCCGCUUGCUGUUGGCGGCCGGCGUCACGAUGGACUUAAGGAACCAAGACGGCCACACAGCUUUGACUUACGCAUCUUGGGAAGGUCGUGUGGAAGUCGUGCGCUUGCUGCUGAUGGCACGAAAAGACAGAGACUUAGCAGCCUCGGACGACGAAGUUUGCGGAGCUUUGAGGAUGGCAGCAUCGAAUGGCUAUGCUGAAGUCGCACGCUUGCUGCUGGAGUCUGGCGCCGAGAAGGAUGUGGCAAACGACGAGGGUCGCACAGCUUUGGUAACGGCAUCUGCUUCAGGUCGUGUCGAGGUCGUGCGCUUACUUCUGGAGGCCGGGGCCAACCCGGACUUGGCAGACGAAGACGGCUGCACAGCUUUGAUGAUUGCAUCCUCGAGGUGUGACCUGGAAGUCGUCCGCUUGCUGCUUGAUUCCGGUGCCGACAAGGAUAUAGCAGACAAGGGCGGCCGCACAGCUUUGAUGAAAGUGUCUUUUGGGCCUCCUGCGAUCAUUCGGUUGCUAUCAUGA
Symbiodinium necroappetens is the source of this 549-nucleotide messenger RNA. NCBI's taxonomy places the organism in Eukaryota, Dinophyceae, Suessiales, Symbiodiniaceae. The record is from the annotation of a GenBank genome assembly.